Pseudoliparis swirei is the source of this 2132-nucleotide messenger RNA. Its product is annotated as proton channel OTOP3-like. The record is from RefSeq and is a predicted model, not a curated record. Gene Ontology annotation, molecular function: proton channel activity. The coding region runs from base 14 to 1723 and encodes 569 amino acids. NCBI's taxonomy places the organism in Eukaryota, Metazoa, Chordata, Actinopteri, Perciformes, Liparidae. Gene Ontology annotation, biological process: proton transmembrane transport. The transcript is spliced from 7 exons. Gene Ontology annotation, cellular component: membrane.
AACAACUAGAAACAUGAACCCAGAUCCUGGAGCCGCGGAGGCCGAUUCCUCCCUGGAGUCACCUGGGGGUCUGGAACCGGCUCAGAGCCCAGACCAUGAGAUCCAGGACCUGGUGCCGACGUGGGCCCCCAGUGGCAAGCGGCUGAUCUCGGGUCUGCUGGGCCUGAACCUGGUGCUGCUGGGGUCGGCGCUGGUGGCCGGGGGGGCCUUCAACCCCGACGGCCUGAAGCACCAGGAGCCCCAGGUGUUCAUGCUGCUGCUGAUGGGGGUCAGCCUGGUCUGGAUGCUGUGGUACCUGCUGUGGGCCCGGAGGCAGCCCGGCAUCUGCCCGCACAAAGACCACCACGCCGGGGGGGUCCCCGUCACCGUGGUCCUGAUGCUGUUCGCCGCCUUCAGCCUGCUGCUGUGCGUCUUCCGGGCCGGGUACCUCCUCAGCGUGAUGGCGUGCAAACCGGCGCCCAAGGUGCUGUCGCCGUUCUUCGAGGCGCCUUUUCUGGCGCUGCAGACGUAUUUACUGUGGGCUCACUCCAAGGACUGCAUCCACCGGCACAAGACCGCCACCCGCUCCGGCCUGAUGCUCGUCCUCUCGGCCGACCUGCUGCUGUGGCUGAACGCCGUGACGGAGGAGACCGUCCACGAGGAGAUGGAGCUGGAGAGAGACGACGGGCUCCACCCAGCCAACGCCUCUCAGCUGGGAGGAGCAGGGGUCAUGAACUCGACCUCGUGCCGCUGCUCCGCGAGCGCCGCCUGCCUGGUAUUCCGGAAGGGCUUCGAGGUCCUCUACCCCUUCAACAUGGAGUUCUACCUCAUGGCCGGCUGCAUGCUCUACGUCAUGUGGAAGAACGUGGGCCGCGGCGUAAGCCCCGCCCACCCGCCGCACGCCACCCAGAAGCUCACCCUGCAGGUGGUGUACCGCGGCGGCGUCCCCUACGGCCUGGCGGCCGGCGCCCUGGUGCUGGCGGUGGGCGUGGUCGUCUUCAUCCUCUACCAGGUGUGGGUGGGCCGGCGGCGGCUGCGGCACGCCGCCUUCCUCCUCUUCUACGGCUACCACCUGGCCGUCAUGCCCGCCAUGGCGCUGUGCUGCGUGGCGGGCGUGCUGGUGCACCGGCUGGAGAGGCGGGCGAGCGAGGCCGGGCGCAACCCGACCCGCAGCCUGGACGUGACGCUGCUGGUGGCGGCGGCGCUGGGCCAGCUCGCCCUGUCCUACUUCUCCGUGGUGGCGGCCAUGGCGGUGGGCACCGGCAGGCCCCUGGGGGACCUGGACCUGGCCUACUCCCUCCUCAGCCUCCUGGAGAUCCUCCUGCAGAACAUCUUCAUCAUCGAGGGGCUCCACCGCCACCCGAGCCGGCUCGCCGCGAGGAAAGAGCGGCGGCGGAGCAGCAUAUUCAAGAUCAAGAAGAAGACGCCGGCGCCAGGCGAGAGGACGACCAACAAGACGCUGCUGGACGGGAACGCGCCAGCUGCUGCUGCCAGAGAGCAUGAUGGGAAAAACCCCUGGACCAAAAGGGCGAUACAAGAGAUCUGUGCCUUCCUCAUCCUGUCCAACGUCAUGCUGUGGGUCAUCCCCGCCUUCGGGGUCCACCCUCAGUUCGAGAACGGCCUGGGCAAACAGUUCUUCGGCUUCUCGGCGUGGUUCGUUCUGGUGAACUUGGGUCAGCCGCUCAGCGUCUUCUACAGGAUGCACUCGGUGGGCGCCUUGAUGGAGCUGCUCAUCGCCGCGUGACACGGCGGAAGCAACACAACAAUGUUUGGGGGGGGCGGGGACAACAACAACAACAACAUGAUACACAUUAUUUGGUUUAUACAAUACGAGGAGGCGGUUUUACAUGGUUUGUACCUAUGCUUCAUGUGUUAGAGCUGCAUUCUCACUCCUGACCACCAGGGGGCGACUCCUCUGGUUGUAUAGAAGUAUAUGCUUCAUGUGUUAGAGCUGCAUUCUCUCUCCUGACCACCAGGGGGCGACUCCUCUGGUUGUAUAGAAGUCUAUGCUUCAUGUGUUAGAGCUGCAUUCUCUCUCCUGACAACCAGGGGGCGACUCCUCUGGUUGUAUAGAAGUCUAAGCUUCAUGUGUUAAAGCUGCAUUCUCUCUCCUGACCACCAGGGUUCUAAUUAAAAAUACAUUUAAAUGAAAG